Angiostrongylus costaricensis is the source of this 1149-nucleotide messenger RNA. NCBI's taxonomy places the organism in Eukaryota, Metazoa, Nematoda, Chromadorea, Rhabditida, Metastrongylidae. The record is from the annotation of a GenBank genome assembly.
AAUUUGCUCGACUUUCCUGCUGGUGUCGUUCCUGUGGGGAAAGUCACCGUAAAAGACGACGAAGAUUUGGUUAACGAAUCAACGUAUCCUGUUGGACAUAACGUUGCGUUGCGGAUUAUUCGAGACUCAUCAAUCAAUAGUGUUGGUUUGCCUCUUUCUGUUCAAAUUGUAACUCUUCCAUUUGAAGAGGAAAAAUGCCUUCGCGUCAUGAGGGACGUUCAAGGAGUCUGGAGUGAUGACUAUCUUUCCAAGGAAGGAACUCUGCUGUUUGCAGCUGUGUAUGUGUGCUCAAUCGGAAUGAACCUCAUCAAACACGAAAAGAAACUAGGAGGUGGUGACAUAGGCGGCCAAUUCCCAUUCCACUUAUCUCGCGCCAUCAUAUACGGCGGUUCAAUCAUUGUAGAAGAUGAAAGAGGGUCAGCACAUAUUUAUAGUCAUGGUGGCUAUGGUUACUACAUCGAUGAACGGGAAGAUCGCACCAAUGCCGAGCUUUUUCCGAGUGUUUCUACUGAGGGAAGUUCUGUUGAAUCAGCGUCUAUCGAAGCACGGCAGCAAUGGAGUGAAAAGUUGCCUGUUUACGACCGACUGCGACUUAGCCCUGAGGAAACUGUGUAUUUGUCAAUAGACGUCAACGUAUUGGAAGUGUUCGAAAAACAGAAGAUUUUAACACAGAAAGAGCUGUGGUUGCGUAUGAAGGAUUUUGGAGGCACCAGGUUUCUCAAGAGGUACGUAGCGUAUCGUUAUCUACGUCGUAGCGGAUGGCAUUCGGAACUCUUGGAGACUGCUGGAAUUUUGGGAAUUCAAGCUUAUUUUUCACAUGUUGUGAUUCUGAAUUUCUUGAACUAUUUUCCAGUGAUCUAUCGCGGUAGUCCUGGUUCACAUCAUGCUGCAGCUGGUGUUAAGAUAGAGUCUCAUAUGGAACCUUGUAUGUUUGUUGGUUUAAACCGCGUUCUAACUAAUAUGAAAAAGGCGCUCAUAGUAUUAACUGUGGUCGUACCAGAUGAGUUAGACGAAACAAACCCGUUUUGUGCCGAUUCAGUACACAUUUCUAUGUCUACUUCAAUGACAAUGUUCGCUGACCGAAAGAUGAAUGACAUAAAAGCGCGGGAAUCUGCUAAGUUAACGUUCGACAUUCCCAAGGAACAUUGA